UAGUGACUCAGCGUGUGUUAGUGAGACUAGCGCCUGUGUCAUGUGACCUACUGACUCCGCCUCUUGGGGAAUUCCCCGAGAACGCGUGGUGUUUUUAGUAAACCGGAAGUGAGCGAGUUGUUUUGGGGAGAAAAUCAGUGUGGAUUUUCAUUGGAGUGUCUCCAGUGUGUUCGAGCUUCUGUGCCCAGAGUGUGAGAGAGCGACCUGUAUGGAGGGAAACACAGAGAGAGAAAGCAAGAUGACAGAAUCUUCAGACAGUCAGGAGUUUGCAGAGCUCUGGCUGAAGAAUCUCAUGGGAGUGGAAGAGUCUGGAGUUCCUGAUGACAACUCCUGGAAAAACGAAGAGCAAAUCCCUGAGGACCUGCAGGACGUUCUGCUCGGAGACAUUCUACAGCCACAGUCCUCAUCAUCUCCUCCAACCUCCACUGUCCCUGUCACCUCCGAUUACCCUGGACUCCACAACUUCACCCUGCACUUCCAGAAGUCUAGUACGGCCAAAUCAGUCACCUGCACGUACUCCCCGGAGCUGAAUAAACUCUUCUGUCAGUUAGCUAAGACGUGCCCUGUGCUCAUGGCAGUGAGUUUUUCUCCACCACAUGGUUCUGUGCUCAGAGCCACUGCUGUGUACAAGAGAUCAGAACACGUGGCCGAUGUGGUGCGCCGCUGUCCUCACCACGAGAGGAGUAACGACAACAAUGAGGGCCCAGCUCCUCCCGGUCACCUGCUCCGUGUGGAAGGGAAUUCCCGAGCGGUUUAUCAUGAAGACUUAAACACACAGCGCCACAGUGUGGUGGUGCCCUAUGAACCUCCUCAGGUGGGAUCAGAGUGCACCACUGUGCUGUAUAACUACAUGUGUAACAGCAGCUGUAUGGGGGGAAUGAACCGCCGGCCCAUCCUCACCAUAAUCACUCUGGAGACCCAGGAUGGUCAGCUUUUGGGCCGGCGCACUUUUGAAGUGCGUGUGUGUGCGUGUCCUGGGCGUGACCGGAAAUCAGAGGAGAACAACUUCAGAAAACAGCAGGAAUCCAAAACCUCAGGCAAAACCCUCACCAAGCGCAGUAUAAAGGAUCCUCCUUCUCACCCAGAGGACAGUAAGAAAUCCAAGAACACCAGCAGUGAUGAUGAAAUUUACACGCUGCAGGUGCAUGGGAGAGAGCGUUAUGAGUUUCUGAAGAAGAUUAAUGAUGGUCUGGAGCUCAGUGACCUGGUGCCUCCUGCUGACCAGGAGAAGUAUCGACAGAAACUGUUGUCUAAAGCCUGUAGGAAGGAGAGAGACGGAGCUGCAGCAGAACCCAAACGAGGGAAGAAACGACUGGUGAAGGAGGAGAAGAGCGACUCUGACUGAGAGAGAGAGAGAGAGAGAGAGAGAGAGAGAGAGAGAGAGAGAGAGAGAUGGGGAGGGGUGGAGAUGGGUUCAUUUACAUUCUGUCCAGAUAAAAAAGAAACCUGUGAGUGUUUGUUAAAGUUCAGCUUGUUGAUGUAACUGUUAGAGACGCCACAGUUUAACUGCUGCUCAGAGUGAAUCACGUGUGUUACCUGUUACAGCUCUGCAGCUCCAGUGUAAAUGUACAGGAGCAGGAGACACACACACACACACACACACACACACACACACACACACACACACACACACACACACACACACACACACACACACACAACACUGCCUCUCUAGGUGCUCUCCUGCCAAGUGAUAUACUGAAAUUUGUUAAUGAACCCAAACAUCAGUGUUUGGUCACAGCUCAGUGGAUCAGAUCUAAACCCCUUCAUGUGUUUUAUAUCAUGUGAAUGAGUCAGGUUCCAUUUUUCAGGGAUUAAAAUGACCUCUGAAACACGUGUGUGUGAAUAAACUGCACCUGAUUGGUUGAGUCACAAUUUGAAUCCCUACUUCAGAUUGUUUGUGUAGCGUUAUUUUGUCAUUAACACUUGAUUUUUUAUUCUAAUGGUGCAGGAAAUAAAAUGUCCCUCAGGGCUCCUGGUCGUGAUAUAAAACAUUUCACUCACUGAAGUUUUCAUGUUGUAUCUCAUUUAUAAGCUGUUUUAUAUACAAACCAAACUCUAAGCAAUAAAACUUGAUCUUAAAUGUU
This is a messenger RNA of Tachysurus fulvidraco (yellow catfish), 2087 nucleotides long. RefSeq names its product tumor protein p53 (gene tp53). Lineage: Eukaryota; Metazoa; Chordata; Actinopteri; Siluriformes; Bagridae. The transcript is spliced from 11 exons. Gene Ontology annotation, biological process: protein tetramerization; regulation of transcription by RNA polymerase II; apoptotic process. Gene Ontology annotation, cellular component: nucleus. Gene Ontology annotation, molecular function: RNA polymerase II cis-regulatory region sequence-specific DNA binding; DNA-binding transcription factor activity, RNA polymerase II-specific. The record is from RefSeq and is a predicted model, not a curated record. The coding region runs from base 209 to 1345 and encodes 378 amino acids.